AUGGGAAGCACCGAACCCGAGCUCAUUGUGGCCAGUGUGGCCCUCGUCAUCUCCUUCGUCGCCCUAACGGCCACCUUUAUGCAAGUGCUCCAGCAAUACUAUGCUUCUGCAUCCGGCUACUCGCAGUGUAAUCAAGAGGUCAUGGGGGCAUGGGCAAAGUCCAAGUCCCGCCGCUUUUCCUGGGAGGAGCUGCGGUUUGUCGUGCAGUUCGACGCUCCGGUCAUCUUUGUCUCGCCCCCAAGCAAUACCAAGGGGCCCAUUUCCAACGCGCCCAUUUUCUUCCUCGACGGCACGCCCAAGAGUCGCAACGAGACGGGAACGCGCGAGAGGGGGGACGAACCGGUAACGAGACAGACUCCUGGUAACACCAUCAUCUUAUCGCCCAAGGAUGGCAAACCCACCGAGGCCAACGAGAGGAUUCAAACGGCCGACCACGAGCGAGCCUCGUGGCUUGUUCUGCUGUACAACGUCCAACGGAUGGAGGCCGAAUCCUGCAAGUGGCAGAAGGAUCAGUACGCUGCUCAUGGGCCGCCCAACCCGGCGUCGGAGAAAUACGGAUUGAUGCGCGCUCCGCCGCCUCUUCGAGAAUGCCAUACCUUGACGGUAGCUGUCCAGCGGAAGCGCAAGAGCUGGGACACGAUGCCAGCCUCUGUUUCCCGACCCUAUGCCACCACCACCAUGUGCCACCUCGUCGAGACCAUGGCCGCCCUCGGCGUGUAUUGGAAGGAGUUUGACCGCAGUCGCGAUCGAUACCGCGCCGAAGGCAACGGCUUCAUGGUCUUGGGCGAGAGGGUGAGCAACCUAGGCCUCAUGUUCUCUUUCCAAGUAUACGGCCAGUGCACCUUUGAGCGGAAUCGCGUCAUCCCGGUCGACGAGGUCAAGGAACUCUGCUUCGGCUUCGUCCCGACCAUCUACCGUGAGUCUUCGGACCCAAGACGGCUGGCGGCGCCUAGCGACGAGCUCCGGGACCUCGGCUCCCUGCAAAUGGCCACCAAGAGUGAGAUUGCGCAGACGCUUGUGGUCAUUGGUUGCAACAAGAACUCUGUCCAACACUUCUUGGACGACAACGGCAAGACGGCCCAUCUCUUUCCCAUGUCUUUUGAGAUUGUGGGCAUGCUUGCUCGCACAUUCCACAUUGACGAUAGCUACUUUACAUACCUUCCGAAUCCGACUCCUGAUCGCUGGGAUGAGAUGUCUCUGUCCCUCGUCAAGAUCAUGCAGUCGUACGGGACGCUGUUAGGAGCUGAACCAGUCGAGAUGACGCGAAAUGGCGUCAUUUAUCGUCGCGUUAAGGAUCAUGUUGAUGAGAUCUUGAGACAUCAACGCGAUGAUGUCGUUGGGCGGCUUCUUCUCCUGAAAACGCUGCAUGCUGCCCUUGCUGAUGCCGACGAGAUCUUGACACAGCGUCGGCGCGAGGUGGUCCGAGAUGUGCUCCGAUCCCACUUCCAAGAGGUUUUGCGACUACUCAACGAACGUGACGAUAGGGGCUUUGACACUCAGUCUCUGCUUUUGACGGGCGUGCGGCCGGUCUCCCCCGUUGGAUUCCGGCAGGUUGAUUUGCCAGCUGACUUGCCGAGCUUUGAAGAGAUCAACGAGGCAAGCCCGGACGACCGACAACACAAGUUUAUGCAAGUGUACUUUGAGGUUAUACGGCCGCAUGUGCCUCGGCACCGCAGAGCGAGCGAUCCCAGCGCUCCCGCAGGCUACGGCCUGAGAGCCCGGGGGACGGGCGGGACGCAGGCCAGUGUGGCCGCAUGGACCGAUCCAGGAACGGUAGCGCCGAGUGCCGUCCCGGUCUCUCCAAGCGCCUUCUCCAGCGGGUUGGAUGGGGCGUCGAACAGUCGGCUGCUGCGGAACGAGGUGGUUGUUGAAGGCAACGAAGGCGAUGAGACGGACGAGGAACAUGCGGGUCAAGACAUGGAGAAUCUCGGCGGGCAAGAGCAAUGCGCAGAGCCGAUGUCGCUGGCGAAUGAGCCUGCGUCACACGACGACAUUUGGUGCGUGCUGGUUUUCAGGAUGAUUUGCUGGCUGAUGCUACACGAUUUCCACCGGGAGGACCUUCAGGUGAGCAAGAGCGAGUUGCUGGGUAGCCGGAUGCCUGUGUACAUUGCUUGA
Hirsutella rhossiliensis is the source of this 2115-nucleotide messenger RNA. Its product is annotated as modin protein. Bases 1 to 2115 code for a protein of 704 amino acids. The record is from RefSeq and is a predicted model, not a curated record. The transcript has 4 exons. NCBI's taxonomy places the organism in Eukaryota, Fungi, Ascomycota, Sordariomycetes, Hypocreales, Ophiocordycipitaceae.